Molecule: messenger RNA, 2752 nt
Organism: Mya arenaria
Lineage: Eukaryota; Metazoa; Mollusca; Bivalvia; Myida; Myidae
Exons: 4
Coding region: 315-1976 (553 amino acids)
Biological process (GO): positive regulation of DNA-templated transcription
Cellular component (GO): chromatin; nucleoplasm
Molecular function (GO): zinc ion binding; ubiquitin-protein transferase activity
Source: RefSeq, a predicted model, not a curated record
UCGUUUUUGAAGACACCUGAAAUUCGUUGACUAUCCAAACUGCAACUAUUUAAAUAAUACAGCCACAUUUGAAAGUAAUGAGUUGUGUUCUUAAGAUAUUCAAGUAACUAUCGGAAAGGACUUUCUUCAACAGUCAACACACACUUAAGAUGGAUGCAGUCUCAGGGAAAAAGGCACCCGAAGGAACAGGAUCGGUCACUGACCACUUCUACUGCCAGCCAUGUGCGAACGAUGGCAAGAACAUCCCACCUGAUGCCUUCUGUACCGUCUGCUAGGAGUUCCUGUGUUCCAACUGUGCCCGAGUACACAGGAACAUGAAGUUUACUAAAAGCCACCCUCUCCAGGAUAAGAGUAACAUGCCAUCCUCAUUCCAACCAGAGAGUGAGAAUAAGCAUUUUACGGAAACAUGUCAACGCCAUGCCGAAGAGUUCAUAAAAUACUAUUGUCCCAAUCACGAGGCACUUCUGUGUGGAGACUGCUUGGCUGAGAAUGAACACAGCUCAUGCACAAUUGAAAAAAAUUCUCAAUUGGCAAAGCGGUACAAAGAAGGUGCAGAAUACAACAGCCUGAAAACAGGACUUGUCCAGACAGCCAGUGACAUUGGCAAAUUGUCAAACGACAUACAGGAGAUCAUGAAAUCAGUUGACGAAGAAAGCCUAACCAAUAUCAAUGAGUUUCGCAAAUUCAGGACUGAAAUUAACCAGUAUCUGGAUAAAAAGGAAAACGAACUCUUGAUAGAAAUUGAUCAGAUGAAACGAACAUCCACGACACUGCUAAAUGAACUGAAAGCAAAAUGCACAAACAUUAAAUCAUCCAUUGAGAAACUAAGGACGGAGCUACAAACACAGAACGACAACAGCAAUCAGCUAUUAAUAGUAGGAAAGCGAGCUAUGAAAGAGCUGGCAGGUUUCCAGGCUGCCCUGGAAGAGGUUAGUAGGAGGAGUGAAGUUCUCCGAUACAAGUUUCACAGGGACCCCGCAACCGAGCAGUUAAUAGCUUCUGAAAAUGCAAUAGGACGGUUAGAAGAGGUCGAAUCAACUUCGGCGUUAGGGCAGCUACAACGACAACAGCAAACGGAGCAGGAACAACGGCAACAGGUGACGACGCAACUACACCAAAAACAGAUAAAAGCUGUUCCCCAAAAAGGCCAAUCAACUGCUGCGGUAGGGCAGCAAGAACUACAACAACAGAAGGAGCAGCAACCACGGCAACGCGAGACGAUGAAGCAGCAGCAACAACACAUGCAAGGUGUAUCACCAAAAGCCCACUUCAAACCCAGUGCAGACCUUAGCCGGGCAAAGUUCAUCAGUCAGCCUGACAUUUCAGUGAAGACAUCAGGUGAUACCCUUGACUGCUGGCUGACCUGUGUGACCCUCCUGACCGGAGAUAGGCUCCUACUGGUAGAUCACAAUACUUACUCAUUGAAGCUGAUGGUCACCGUAAACAACAAGCUGGUGUCCAAGGUGAAGCUGCCAGGUGAGCCGUGGGCCCUGUGUCUCCUGCCUGGGGACAGGGCAGCCGUCAUUCGGCCCAGUAAGAAGAAGAUACAGUUCGUUUCUACUCAGGGAAAUGUCACGCUACAGGAUGUUGUUAAAGUUGAUGGAAUAUGUUUUGGAAUAUAUUUCUGUGAUGACAACUUGAUAGUGUCCUCUUCCAACCCAGGUAAGGUUGUGCUGAUGGACAUGAAGGGAAAGGUGAAGAAGAGUGUGGACAAUGACAGCAGUGGAAAACCUUUGUUUGUGUAUCCGUUGUAUCUGACAGUGACCAGGGAGAGCCGAACUCACGUCAUAUAUGUCACAGACAGGAGCACCAACACCAUAACCAAGCUGAGCAUCUCACUGGAGGUGCUCCUGACAUAUCAAGACCCGAUACUGGAAUCGCCACGAGGUCUGGCAGCCGUGGGGGACAACCAGUUCUCGUGUGUGGGGAGGACAGUAACAACAUCCUGUUAUUGGACACGCUCACCGGCAAGAUAACCAAACUGCUGGGGAUGGACGAGGGGAUAGAGAGCCCACACAGUGUGGCUUACUGUUCACUAGGGAAGAUGAUGUUUGUCACCUGCAGUCAGUAUGACAGACCUGAAUUGAAGAAUUUCGUGAAAGUAUUCAACUUAGUAUAGAUCAAGUCUGCCAAUUAAUAUGAGUGAAAUCUAUAUCAGGUGUGAAGUAUUUGUAAUGUUUAAGAACAAUUCUAAUGUAUAGUAUCAUACUGACAAUACGUGUAUGCAAUGCCUAAUUUCACAUAUCGCGCAAUUCAAUACUGUGAGAGUAUUUGACGGAAAGUUGACGUUUCAUUUAUGUUGAAUUCUUACAUUAUUCAUAAAGGACAAGUGGUGUAGAAAUUUGUUAUUAGACAUGAAUAUACGAGUAUGGGAAUGUGCAUUAUUUAUUGAAAUGGUAGUAGCAGAUUGUGUAUGAAUUAUACUUACAAGUUGCCUUCUUACCACACAUAAACGAAUUUUAUGUAAAAUGUGUGAAUGUUUAAUCAAACAUUGUUAUUGUCUAAUUGAAUGAUUAAGAGUAUAGAGUAAUACACACUAUGUGUAAUUUUUUCAUGCAGUUUGUAUUUAGUAAAUAUGAUGUUUAUAAUGUGUUUAUAUUGAAAUUAAACAUAUAUGUACGUAUCCUUAUACAUGUAUAUUGAAUUAAUAAUUAUAUAGACAUUGACCUAAGUGUGAAUUGUUUCUAAAAAGAUGGAUUUAAUUAUUUAAACAGCCAUUGACCAAUAUGCAACUUGUUCCCUCAAAUAUUUA